AUGCCCCAGCUCGUCUACGUCAACAUUUACGUUCAUCCUCAGACGCGCUACUUGACUGACACAGAUCUCCUCAAAACCAUCAAACACCAAACCGAUGCCACCAAGCUCGACCUUGAUCGUCACGUAUCUCUCAUAUCCAUGCAGGAAUCCAACACCAACUGCGUCGCCAUCCCUGUCAGAUUACGGCGCAGCGAGCAUCCAACCAAGCCAGAAAUUGUCGCCAAAGCCCGCGAAGUGGUCGACGAAUGGAUCGCCGAGUCUCCUAUAAAGGGCCUUCCAUUCAACCACCGCGAGCUGUACACUCGCGCCACCACGUUUGAGGCUCUCGAUAUCCAGCCGCUGGAGCAGUACGUGAACGUGCGUUUCGAAUACGCGCACAUCGUACUGGCUGACCUGGACCUACUCUUGCAAAUAAAACGGUGGGUUAGGAGAUUCCCCGUGGAUCUUGACGCCACCCCGACGCCACUAGAUAGGGUUUCUCCGCUUUGUCUCUCUAUCCGGGUAUUUACUUUCGGGCCUGUUCCUUGGACCGCGUGGUUGAUUCAAGACUGUGCCUGCAGCACGGUUGAUAGGUGGAUCGAGGAAUAUCCGCGCAAAGGGCUUCCGUUCGAUCGGAAGCGGCUUUUCAACCGGGCUUGA
Messenger RNA from Penicillium chermesinum, 639 nucleotides. RefSeq lists its product as uncharacterized. The transcript has a single exon. Bases 1 to 639 code for a protein of 212 amino acids. NCBI's taxonomy places the organism in Eukaryota, Fungi, Ascomycota, Eurotiomycetes, Eurotiales, Aspergillaceae. The record is from RefSeq and is a predicted model, not a curated record.